Messenger RNA from Pogonomyrmex barbatus (red harvester ant), 3230 nucleotides. RefSeq names its product histone deacetylase 6 (gene HDAC6). Gene Ontology annotation, biological process: epigenetic regulation of gene expression. NCBI's taxonomy places the organism in Eukaryota, Metazoa, Arthropoda, Insecta, Hymenoptera, Formicidae. Gene Ontology annotation, molecular function: histone deacetylase activity; zinc ion binding. Gene Ontology annotation, cellular component: histone deacetylase complex. The record is from RefSeq and is a predicted model, not a curated record.
UGUGGACCGACACUUAUACGUCGAUCGACUGCGAUGUAUUGAACGCAGUAAAGAAAACAAUAAAAAAAGUAAAAUGUGAGUGAAUUUAAAGUGCUAUUUUCUUUGACUCAUUUGUAACAAAAAAAUUAAAUGUAUAAUCUGUGUUAUAUGAUAAAUCAAUUUUACUUGAAAUGAAUUGUCUUAACAUUCAUUAAAUCCUGAUUAGAGCAAAUGACUGAACCUAUAGAAAAUCUGGAUCUAUUCAUUGCUGCUAAAAAGUUAGCAGACAGUGAAAUUGAAUUAAUAAGAGUGAUUGAGAAUUCCACCAAGUAUCAAAAAACUUCUACAAGUAUGUUCACAUAUGGAAAGAAAAAAAAACCGGGAAAGUCAAAAAAUGUUCGUCCGUCAGCUGCAUUAUUAGCUGCUAAACGAGAGGCAGCAAAACAACAGUUGUUAUCAGACAAGGAACACAAUAACAGUUUUGUACGCGAUAUAUAUCAAAAAGCAAUUGAUUCAUAUAAAACAAUACGAAAGGAAACUGGUAUUGUGUUUGACCACCGCAUGGCUCAGCAUAAGUGUCUCUGGGAUCCAAACUAUCCUGAAUGUCCAGCCAGAUUGACACGAGUUAUACAGAGAUGUGAGGAAUUACAUCUGACGCAAAGAUGUCAAUAUAUAAAGCCAAGAUUUGCUACAGAGGAUGAGCUUCUAAGUAAACAUAGUCAGGAACAAAUUGAUAUUUUGAAGGCAACAGAUGGCUUUACGGAUCCUAUAAAUUUAGAAUCACUAUCCUCCAAAUAUGAUGCAAUCUUUAUCCAUCCGUCUACAUAUAAAUUAUCAUUAUUAGCUGUAGGCUCAACAAUUAAGUUGGUAGAAAAUAUCUGUAAAGGUAAAAUACAAAAUGGCAUGGCUAUUAUCAGACCACCUGGUCAUCAUGCAAUGAAAUCAGAAUACUGUGGUUACUGCUUCUUUAACAAUGUAGCUCUAGCAGCAGAGAAAGCUCUGAAUUCUAAUUGGGCAAAUAAGAUUUUAAUUGUGGAUUGGGAUGUUCAUCAUGGACAAGCAACGCAACAAAUGUUUUAUAAUGAUCCACGUGUAGUUUAUUUUUCAAUACAUCGUUAUGAAUAUGGCGAAUUCUGGCCUAACUUAAAAGAAUCUGAUUUUCAUUAUGUCGGAGAAGAUUUUGGAGAAGGCUAUAAUUUUAAUGUACCAUUAAAUAAAACUGGUAUGACUAAUGCAGAUUAUAUUGCGAUCUUCCAGCAAGUUUUAUUGCCAAUGGCUUAUGAGGUAUGUCGUAUAUAUUUACUUCUAUCAAGAGCAAUAUUCUUACAGGGUGGUUAUUGCUUGAAAUCUUUAGAAGAGAGUGUAGCAUUGACUUUAAGAACUUUGUUAGGCGAUCCAUGUCCUGUUUUACAAACACUCGACUUACCAUCCUCAAGUAUACGUGAUACUAUUCUGAAUGUAAUUUAUGCACACAAACCAUAUUGGAAGUGUUAUCAGUAUCAGGAUACAUACAGCAUUAAUAGCAUAACGCAUAAUAAGGAGGAGAUUGCUAAUCGACAUAUAGUUAUAGUCACAUACAAAGGCAAUGUGAUUAAACCAGACAAGUAUGAAACUCGAAAUUGCUAUCCUACACAAAACAAAGAAAUGUUGGUGAAAGUGGAAGAAAAAUUGGACGAAUUGAUACAUUUUACAAAGUUGCGUGAAACACGUUAUAAAGUAUCUAUUGUCUACGAUACAGAAAUGCAGAAACAUUGCAAUAUUUUUGACGAUUCUCAUCCAGAAAAACCAAGUCGUAUUUCCAGCAUUUAUGAAAAUCACGAAAAACAUGGCUUAUUUGGACGAUUGCAUUUUUUACAAGAAGAUCCAAGAGUUCUUUACAUUUCCGUUCAUCGUUACGAUAAUGGAAAUUUUUUUCCAAAUUCCAAAUUCGCUAAUUAUACAAGCGUUGGCUUAAAUGCAGGCGAGGGAUUCAACGUGAAUAUACCUUGGAAUAAGAAAGGAAUGGGAGAUGCUGAAUAUAUAGCAGCUUUCCAACAAGUUGUGAUGCCUAUAGCUUAUCAGUUUAAUCCAGAACUAGUUUUGGUUUCUGCUGGAUUUGACGCUUGUAUUGGUGAUACACUUGGAGGUUGUCUUGUAAGUCCGGAACUUUAUGGUCAUUUAACUCAUUGGCUAUCAUCCUUGGCUAGUGGUCGUGUCAUCCUUAGUCUUGAAGGAGGCUACAAUAUCAAUUCUAUUUCCCAUGCGAUGACCAUGUGUACAAAAGCUCUCCUAGGUGAUCCUUUGCCAAUGCUGGAUCCUAAUCUUGUUCCUUGUACCAGUGCGAUUAAUUCCAUUAAUAAUGUAUUGAAGACCCAUAAAAAAUUCUGGCCCAAUCUGCAAUAUGGAAUGUCUUUACCAAAGGAAAGAAUACUUCCCAAACUUAAGACAAUUCCUAGUAAACUCGAGUGCAUGGAAAAAUAUAGAUAAACCAAAAAAACAGAAUCGAAAAUCGCUUUAGAAGGAAUUGAAAGUGAGAAACUGGAGUUAAAUCUAACAAUUGAUAAAAACAGCUUAAAUCUAGUAACGGAUGAAGAGAUUUCGAAACUAACAUGUGAAGUGGAGAAUAUUAAAAUUAAAAAUUUUGAACUUCAAAAAACGAUGGAAAUCGAAGCGAUCGAGACGAGAAAAAAUCCUGGAUUGAUAAAGAGUUUAGAUGUUUCACAAAAUAUACAAAAAUGUGUAAAUGAAACGAAUCAACCAAGAGGAAGUCAGCAAGAAAAUUCUAAUAUACGCGAGGAUCGCGACGAUGAGAAUGCAACGUCUCUACAACGUGAGACACGAUCCACAACUCUUUCGGAAUAUCUCUCUGAUAAUCUUCAGGCUCUGACAGCAGGAGAAAUGUUUGCAAUCGUGCCCUUACGAGAUUGUCCACAUUUGUUUAUGGUCAAUGAUGUUCCCCAGAGUGGAAUUGAUGUAACUUUACCUUGUACGGAAUGCUCCAGCACGAUAGAGAAUUGGAUCUGUUUGCAAUGUUAUACUGUACACUGCGCUCGUAAUGUUAAUCAGCAUGCAAUGCAGCAUGCAGAUGAGAAUGAGCAUCCCAUCGCACUUAGCUUCAGUGAUAUCUCUGUUUGGUGUUAUGGUUGCGAAGCCUAUAUCGAUAACGUUCGAUUAUAUGCAGCAAGGAACGCAGUUCAUCAAAGCAAAUUUAACGAAGAACUUCCCUGGACUUACAGCGAAAAUAACAUAAAUACAUCUUAAGCAAUCAAAAA